AUAUGGCUUUUAUCUACUCAUUAACUUUGAUCUAUUUGCUAAUAUUGUAUGUAUCAUUUCUACAACACCUUUAACUACACUGCCAUAUUAUAGUUAAUUAUCUGUAAUAUUUUGACUGUUAGUUUGGGUGCAAAGUUGAGAAGUUAUAAAUUUUAUCCACGACCAUUUUUUAUCAUUUGUAUUUGUACGUAAAAAUUCUCAGCUCUCGUCAGAUUUAUUUUGUUGAUCUAUACGUCAAACCAGAAUUUAAUCUUAAAGAAUCUAUCAGUUUCAAAAAUUGUAAAAAAAUUUCUCAAUUUGAUAUUAGAGCGUUGCAUGGGCCAAAAUUUAUGAGGAAAAUGUUAUAAAAGUCACAUUUGUAAAAUAACGACAACUAUUUUUAGCAGCGUAUUUAUAUGCAGGCGCUAUAGGCAACUGCCUACAGCGGCAAAUAUUGAAGGCUGACAAAUUUAUAAAAGAGGAUAAUUAUGAAAAUAGCAGUGAUUGGCGCAGGAGUGGCUGGUAUUGCUUGUGCUAGAAGAUGUUUGGAAAAUGGUUAUGUCUGUACUGUCUAUGAAAGAACCAACUUAGUUGGCGGAACAUGGGUUUAUGACGAAAGAGUAGGAGUUGAUGAAUUCGGCUUGCCAAUACAUACGAGCAUGUAUCAAAACUUAACGACAAACUUACCUAAAGAACUAAUGGAUUUUCCCGAUUUUCCUUACGAAGGUCUGGAUGAUGUUUCGUUCAUUAAAGCUAGAGAUGUACAAAAUUAUAUUGAUAAAUUUGCCGAUCAUUUUGGUUUAAAGAAAUAUAUACGUUUUUGUAACCUAGUGAAAUCAGUUGAAAAAUUUGAUAACUAUAUUUGGAGAAUAACUUCUGAAGACUUAAUUACUAAAAAAUUAAAUAUUGAUAAUUACGAUUCUGUUAUGGUGUGUAAUGGGCACAAUGCUGUACCUAAUAUGCCAGACAUUCCUGGGAAUGAUACCUUUGAUGGAGUAUGCAUACAUAGUCAUGAUUACAAAUUUCCUGAGAAGUUUAAAAAUAUGAAUGUACUUAUAGUUGGAUCUGGCCCUUCUGGAAUUGAUAUUUGUAGAGAUGUGGCGAAAGUAGCAAACCAGGUAUUUUUCAGCCAUCAUAAUGAAAAAUUAUUAAAUAAUACAUUUUCACAUAAUGUUAUUCACAAAUCUGAUAUUCAAUCGAUUAAUACUUCUAAUAUUAACUUCGUAGAUAAUACUUCUUGUACGGUGAAUGCUAUUAUAUAUUGUACAGGGUUUAUAAUUUCUUGUCAAUUUCUAAAUUCCAACUGUGGUGUAAAUGUGGAAAAUGGUAAAUUCAUUUAUCCUCUACAUAAAAAUAUUGUUAAUAUAAAUAACCCAACAAUGGCCUUUAUUGGAUUUGUAAACAAAACAUUCAUAUUCCGUGUAUUUGAUUUACAGAUUCGUUAUUAUUUAAAUUUUUUAAAAAAAUAUACCAAUUUGAAUUAUAAUAUUGGUAUGAUUCCUGUAAAAAGUCAUUUUAUUGGGAAUUGUCUUCAUGAUUACUGUUAUUCUUUGGCUAAUGAAAUUCAAAUCGAACCAAUCCCAAGUAUUUAUUUUGAAAUAUAUAAUUCAUGUCAACAAAUUAGAGAUUUGUACAGCAAAACUUAUCAUUCAGCAGUGUUUAGAAUUAUAGAUAAUACUAAUCAUGUAGUUGAAUGUAACAAAUGUAAUAAUUAAUAAUUUAUACACUAGCAUUUAGAGGGCUAGGGAGGCUUAGCCCGUCAAGAAAUCAAGAAAAUUAUAUUUAUUUUUAUAUAAAAUAUUUUAGAAAAUAUAUUUAGUUAUCUUGAAAUGUUUAGGUUAGUUUUUAUAUGUCUAAUAUAAUAUUUAUAUGAUCAAACAAGACAACAAGUAACAAAAAAAUGUUUUAUAGUUUACAAAUUUUAAAUGAAUUGUAUAAGAAAUAUCGACGCCGAUUCCGAAUCUGGCUUUACAUUUUUUUUAUCACAUUUAGUUUUUGAGAUAAUUACUAAUUAGUUAUUAAAUGAUAAUUACACAAUGAAAUCAUUAAUAAAAUGUAUAAAUAUAUAUAAUAUUUUUUAAAAUGUUUUAUGUUCAAGAGUGCUAAAUUUAACGUUUGAUUGUAAGCUGUUGGUUUAGUUGUUUCGAUUCGUUUUAUAUAUGAUGGAGAUUCACCUGCAAUGUUUUAGGUUCUGCUUAUUGCAUUAAUUUUGAAUGCACCAAUUGUUGAUUUCAUUCCCGAGCAGUUUAUGCUGUCUAUUAGAUAUAGAAGUAAAUUAGACGCUGUUCUAAAAAGCAUUGACUUAUGUUAUAGCUUUGAUUGUAUAAUUGCUUUAUGUAUUUUUAUAAGAAAUUCAGACUACUCUGACUACCUCAGCUAGUGUGUAUUAACAUUUUAAUGAUACUAAGUGACUUGUUUGUUUCAGAUGUGUGUAGCCCAAAUUUCCUUUUUUUUUUUUUAGUUUCUUUUCAUAUAUUUUUACUAUUUUCAAAUUACAGUUAUUUCUUCUUUAAUUUGAUUUAAGUUGCUUUAAAUGUUUAAGGAUGUAUCCACGUUUUCAGUAAUGAGCUGACGUUUCGGACUCAUGAAGAGUUCAUCUUCAAAGCGACUGUUACAGGUUAGUAGUUAUAACCUACAGUCCAUACUAAAACGUUACCGUGAUGACACAACAUUAUACCAAACUAGUUAGUUAUCAGUUUUUUUUGUAGAUACUUUAAGUAAAUUUACCCUUGUUGUCUUCUUACUAUUUUUUAUAAGAAAUUUUGUUCUAGCGUUUAAUUUUCUUUAAGAUAAUGAAAUCUGUUACAUUUUUAUUUUUAUUUUUUUAAUUUGUUUAAAGCUUGGUUUUUUUUUUAAUAGAUUUUUUAAUAUUCUCAUUCCACCAAAAUACAUUAGAUCUAGAGUUAUUUGAGAUAGAUUGUUAGUGUGUUGUUAAUAUUAUAUACUCUCUAUUUCCAAAUCAAGUAGUUUAGUAAAAGCCCGAAUAAGUUUUUUUAAAUUCCAUCUCUUGGUUUGGUUGCUAUUCUCAUUGAUAUUUUGAGGGAUCAUUUGAACAAUUAUAAGUAAUCACUAAUAGUUAGAUUGUACGGACCAUUUUAGUCUCAAUGCUAGGGUCCAUGUUGCGAAGGUUUCAUAUUUUUAUUAUCAUGUCUAGUUUUUGAGACAAUUACUAAUUGAAACCCGAUUUGGAAUUAGCAUCGAAAUUCUUAAUGGAAUUCACAUACAAAUUGUAAACAACAAAAUAACUGUUGUCCUGUGUUAUUUAUUUAUGUAACUAUUAACUUAUUUUUGACUUUAUAUAAAAUUUAUUUUUGUAAAUAAAGUUUUUUGUUAUAUUACACCUA
This is a messenger RNA of Daktulosphaira vitifoliae (grape phylloxera), 3323 nucleotides long. Its product is annotated as senecionine N-oxygenase-like. The transcript has 8 exons. Bases 468 to 1694 code for a protein of 408 amino acids. Gene Ontology annotation, molecular function: N,N-dimethylaniline monooxygenase activity; NADP binding; flavin adenine dinucleotide binding. The record is from RefSeq and is a predicted model, not a curated record. Lineage: Eukaryota; Metazoa; Arthropoda; Insecta; Hemiptera; Phylloxeridae.